Dendronephthya gigantea is the source of this 1181-nucleotide messenger RNA. RefSeq names its product protein NDRG1-like. The transcript is spliced from 15 exons. NCBI's taxonomy places the organism in Eukaryota, Metazoa, Cnidaria, Anthozoa, Malacalcyonacea, Nephtheidae. Gene Ontology annotation, cellular component: cytoplasm. The record is from RefSeq and is a predicted model, not a curated record. Gene Ontology annotation, biological process: signal transduction. The coding region runs from base 161 to 1123 and encodes 320 amino acids.
GUGAUUUCCUUGCUGGUCAGUCCGUCGCUCAACGCUUGCAAGCUACAGGAACGUGGGUUUUGUAUAAAGAAGGCAUAUCAAAAAAACUUAUCCGGUUAAAUUUCAUUCCACUGUCUUUGUCUUAAACAUUUGGUGUGUGUCUGCAUAACAAAGAUUCAAAAUGGGCGAACGGAUAGAGAAGGUUGGAAACUUAACUGUUAUCAUUGAGGGAGAGGAAGGCAAGGAAGAUAUUAAGUCGAAAGAAAUAAAUAUCUUGUUGACCUUCCAUGACAUCGGUUUAAAUCAUAAGACAUGCUUUGACAAAUUUUUGAACCAUGAGGACAUGAAACAACUGCAUGACCGAUUUAUUGUGUAUCACAUUCUGGCACCUGGUCAGGAACCAGGUGCAGAGAAAUUUUCUGAUGGAUAUCAAUAUCCGAGCAUGGAUAACUUGGCAGAAAGUGUUGCCAGUGUUGUUGAACACUUUGGGCUUACAGAUGUUGUUGGCUUUGGUGUGGGUGCUGGUGCAAACAUUUUAGCAAGAUAUGCUUUGAAGCAUCCAUCCAAGCCGCUCGGCCUCAUUCUUGUUGAACCAUCUGCUGGGAAAGCCCCAUUGCUGGAGAAAGCAGAGGAAAAGCUCCGCUCCUGGCAGUUGGAAACCAGUGGAUUCAGUGAACAAGUCAACCACUACUUUGUCCACCAUCAUUUUGGAAAGAAACAUGGCAAGCCAGAUAUGGCCUCCGUUGAUGAGUACAUCAAGACUCUCACGGACUCCUUCAAUCCUCAUAACUUGGCACUAUUUGUUCAUGCGUACAUGCAGCGAAGUGACAUUACGCAUGAAAUAAAGAACAUUGAGUGUCCAGUUCUUGUUAUCAAUGGCGAUCUAUCCCCCCACCACAAGGACUCGGAGAAAUUCUUCAGUCAUCUCAACAAGCGUACGUGCAAUAUUUUGAGACUGGAUGAUUGCGGUUCAGAUCCACUGGACGAGAAGCCUUUGAAAUCAGCAGAAGGAGUGCUGUUGUUCAUUCAAGGAUUGGGACUUGUGCCAACCCUACGAACCCGUUCGAUGUCCGGAACAUCUCUUGGUUCUGGUAAGUCGGAUGACGAAGACGGAGCAACCAAGGAACAAACCGUACAAGCUUAAAAAAACUAUUUAUGAUCAUGUGAAAAGCACUUGAGAAAUUUGAUUGCUUCGUAUUUUA